AUGUUCUCCGUCCUCUUUCGAAGGUGCCAUACCUGUCUCGGUGUGGCAGAUAGUGGACGACCCGAGUUUGAUCUGGACGAGCGGAAUUACCUGAUGUUUCAUGGCCUCGCGAUAUCUGUGCCGCGAUUGCAGACUUCCUCAAAGUGCGCGGUGUGCUCCCUCCUCCUCCGAGCGGUGCAAGAAACUCUCUCCCAAACCUCCAACCUGCUACCAGAUAUGUACGUGAUCGUUCGUGAACGUCUUGCGCUCGGACACAUUUCUGUGGGCGCGAUAGACAGGGAGCGACUUUCUGAUCACGACCGAAAAAAUGUGACGCCUCCCCCGUGUCUUCCAUGCUAUUAUCUGGACACCGCCUGUGGCGAUUGCCUGGAUCGUGACUUGCAGCUCCCCUGGUUGCAUAUAGGUGAUUUUGAAAUCAGUCUUCAGCGCGACUCCGUGCCAUUCCUCAGGACGCUUUUGCCGAAGAGACGUUCAAUCCAGCCGACGGCAUUGGACCAUGAGUGUCUAACCUUGAUCAAGACGUGGAUACAAGAGUGCCGAGCUCAACAUCAGCGAUAUUGUGCUCCUACGCAAGCUACAGUGCUACCGGACCACCUCGUUGACAUCGGAGAAACGCCCGGGUCCAGGAUCCGCGUCGUCUCGUCCGCUGGCCUUCAAGUACCAUAUGUCGCGCUGAGCUACUGUUGGGGGGCAACUGAGAGUAUAAUGACCACGAGUGUGAACAUGAAAGACGGACCGCGCCAAAUUGCGUGGGAGGACGUUCCAGCUACCUUCCAGGACGCAGUCAGAGUUGCGCAGGGCCUAGGUUACCAAUACCUCUGGAUCGACUCGCUUUGCAUCAUCCAAGACACCGAUGAUUUAUUUGUCCAACUGCAGAAAAUGCCCGACAUCUACCAAAAUGCCGUCUUGGUCAUUUCCGCCGACUCAGCUGUCAACACCAUCUCCGGAUUUCUGGCGCAACCCCGACAUCCCUCCAAGAAGAUCCCAGUUCACCCGACGCGCGGAUUGCCCACUCGGUAUCGCAAAGUCUCCAAUGGACUAGAGCUUCUCCUCAAUGACUUAUCAUGUAUCGGUGUCUCCCACCGAUUCUUCGUGCCGGACGGCGACAACGGCAUGAUUCGCGUACCCAAUUCAGAGAUCAUGGUCGCCAGAAACGUUGUCUUCGAGCGGGCGUGGUGUUUCCAGGAGCGAUUGCUUGCAAGCCGGAUCCUGCAUUUCACCGCGGAUGAAAUUGUGUGGGAGUGCAGGACUGAGUCAGAUUGCGAAUGCGGGUGGAUGAAAAAUGCUACCAAUGCCAUCGUGGGCCAAAAGUGUCGUACCCUCAAAGAAACAUUUAACCGUCCAAGGACCCCCAACCCAUUCAUAUCCAAGUCGGCCCGGGAGUCCAACUGGGAAUGGUGGGAGCAGAUUGUCGCAACUUACUCGGCAUGUAAAUUGACAAAAGAUACCGAUCGGCUGCUCGCCAUCUCUGCUGUGGCCACGCAGCUGGAGCGACGGCUGGAGCCUAAGGAAUUGGAACAGGAAUUCUACUUCGCUGGGCUCUGGGGGAGUGCCUUCCCGGAAUGCUUAUUAUGGAGGUCUGCAAAUGAGCCCAGUGAAUAUGACACGCAAACCUCAGCUGCCGUGUUGGAUCAUGCAUUCAGGCCACCACCGCGGGUUCGCUCGGCGGCCGUUACAGAGACAGCGCUGAGGCAGUCCAGAGCUCCCACACACUCUCGGCCCGUUGAUUUUGUUGCACCAAGUUGGUCCUGGGCUUCCGUGAAGGGACCUAUAAAGUUUCUUCCUCGCACAAGCCAGUUUUCUAUCUCCACCAUCCUCGACGUGCAAGUCCAGCCCCGCAGUGGGCAUACUAUCUUUGGUCAACUCGAAUCUGCCUCUCUCCUCUUGCGGGCACCAGCUGUCAAGGCCAAGCUUGAGCUCUACCAUCCGAAGGUCCAGCUAGUCCGAGAGCUAUCGGCCCUGGAAGCGUGGGUGGUGAUCAAUGCGGAAUGUCAAGGCCUCGUCUUUUUGGACGUUUGCAAAGAACCCGAGAGCCUUGGAUCUUCUGGCGAGCGGGACGUCGUCUGCGUCUUCUUGGAUUUCCCCAUAUACUUCCAAGGUCGACCACGUUACCAUGCCUUGGUGCUGGAGCGAUCCACCUUCCCAUCUGGCCAGCGUCAUCAGCGUUGGAAGUACGCCCGCGUGUAUCAUCGGCUUGGGAUAGCCGAAUUUUUCCUGUCUGAGACGCAGAGGGCCGGGUUGGAGAAGUCGAGCCCGCACGGCAAGAACGACAAGCUCGUGGCCCGACCGCCAACCUUCAUCACCGAGAUUGGAGCCGUGCCACAGGUGAUGCAGAUAAUUUGA
Fonsecaea multimorphosa CBS 102226 is the source of this 2343-nucleotide messenger RNA. RefSeq lists its product as uncharacterized. The record is from RefSeq and is a predicted model, not a curated record. Lineage: Eukaryota; Fungi; Ascomycota; Eurotiomycetes; Chaetothyriales; Herpotrichiellaceae. The coding region runs from base 1 to 2343 and encodes 780 amino acids. The transcript is spliced from 2 exons.